AUGGAGGUAGCAGGCAUGGAGUUCCUUCUGGACACCGUCGACAGGUUCCCCUUGCUGGAGGAAUUCACCGACAGUGUUGAGCAGCCGGAUCCAGUUCCCCUGGCGCGGAUGGAAGCAAACGAGCCAAGUUACGCUGGUAGCGCUGUCUCAAAAGAUGAUUCUGGUUGUGCCCAACAGAUUGGUGAAGUUGAGGUGGACAGGAAUGCACCUGCUGCUCGCGGGCGUGCGGCCACAUCUCCAACUCGGUCAGCGCAGUCCACUGGCAGGGUGAACCCCGAAGCCCCCGGGUGGACAAAGAGGUUAAGGCUGGGGAGUGCGCCACCGGACAGGACACCAUGUCCCAGCCGUAUGAGCGCGCUUGAGGAGUCGAUGCGCAAGUAUGCUGAAGAACCCAGGAAAAAUGUGGUGCAGCCGUCGUUGGGUCUGACCUUUGAUUCAGUCGGUGAAGCAUACGACUUUUACAAUUUGUAUUCCUGGGAAACGGUUUCGGCAUUAGAUAUGGAAAGAGCCGGCUUAACGUUGAGAGGACAAAGUGUAUGCAAGAAAUUGUGUGCGGUUGCUCGGGGAAGCCAGAAGCAGAAAAUAGUAGGUCCUGUAGGUGUGAGUGUCCUGCUUUGA
Molecule: messenger RNA, 618 nt
Organism: Triticum turgidum subsp. durum (durum wheat)
Lineage: Eukaryota; Viridiplantae; Streptophyta; Magnoliopsida; Poales; Poaceae
Source: the annotation of a GenBank genome assembly